Messenger RNA from Chaetomium strumarium, 567 nucleotides. RefSeq lists its product as uncharacterized. Lineage: Eukaryota; Fungi; Ascomycota; Sordariomycetes; Sordariales; Chaetomiaceae. The transcript has a single exon. The record is from RefSeq and is a predicted model, not a curated record. Gene Ontology annotation, molecular function: protein binding. The coding region runs from base 1 to 567 and encodes 188 amino acids.
AUGGGGAAGCUCCGGCGGCUUCUCUCCAAAUUCUAUACCAGGCUAUCUUCCAAGUUCACAUCCAAGCCAACUGCGGCCUCACGCGACGCGGCGCCUUCCGGAAUCCCAGUUCAAGCAAUAAGACCUCCACCAACAGUCACCCAAGUCAACGCGCCGCUAGAGAACCUCCCCGCCGAAAUACGCCGCGAGAUUCUCAGUGCCCUCGACUACGAAAGCCUAAGGGCCUUGGUCCAUGCAUCUCCAACCUUUCACCAGCAGUUCCUCCUGGACCGGCGGUCAUUGCUCUGCGGGUGCCUGUGGAAGACGCUGCGUAGCGCCACCGUCGAUGCAUGUGCCGCCUAUCGAUCCGGCCCGGACUCCUCGGCCAGGCGCACCAAGGAGUCAGUCAUCCAAUUCCUGAAGCCGUACCAAGACAAACGCUCUUCGGCAACAUAUUCAAUCGCGGACGAGGCACUCACCGACGACGAUGCCGUGGCCAUGGUUGCGUUCCACUUCACCGUUAUCGAACCCCUCUCGAGACGCUUUAUCAGCUGGGUGCUACUCCGACUCCAUCUCGCUCCCCCUUAA